Molecule: messenger RNA, 492 nt
Organism: Guillardia theta CCMP2712
Lineage: Eukaryota; Cryptophyceae; Pyrenomonadales; Geminigeraceae
Exons: 6
Coding region: 1-492 (163 amino acids)
Molecular function (GO): oxidoreductase activity
Source: RefSeq, a predicted model, not a curated record
AUGAUUCAUGACAGAGCUUUCAGUCAGUAUAUCUUUCUAGAAACAAGUAACGAGAAUGCUCGAGGAGGAAUCAUAAUCAACAUUUCGAGUGGUGAUGGGGAGCUUGCUUGUCUGAACAGCGAACUUCAACGACUCCUAAAGGAGGUCCAGUCCGAGAGCGACCUGGAAAGCCUUUUGAGGGAGCUAUGGGAAGGAACUUGUCUGAGGGGACAAGAGCUGGCGUUCGGUCCAACUCCAGCCUACAGCGUGUCGAAGGCGGCACUGAAUGUCUUGACAAGGAUACAAGCAAGGGAGAUUGAGAUGAGCCAGCUGAAGCUCCGGGCUGUCGCUGUCUGCCCGGGGGACGUGGACACACGGAUGUGCUCGGCAGGAGAGGGAGACAGAGUCUUGACGCCCGCGCAGGCCGCAGGCGACGUGAUCUGGGCGAUCGAAAGGCCGUCGGAAUGUCCCAGCGGAGGAUUCUAUCGUGAGCGAGAGCCGAUUCCAUGGUAG